AGCUGGGUGAGUCAGGCCUAGGGAGCGGCCCCGAGGCUGGCGCACAGGAGCGGCCAACACAAAUCCACAAGGCCUCGGGGCCUGGCGAGCUGUGCGGGCGUUGCCCAGGUGUAAAGCAGGGGGCAGGCAGACCCGUCAGGUGUCUCGGGUAUCCGCCUCCGGAUCGGCCUGCCAUGGUCUGGAGUCCAGGAGUGACACUUGGCUCUUGUACAGCCCUCUCCAGCCACUGAGCUCAAAGGACAGAUUGCAAGAAGACCCUCCUGUGGGUGUCAGUGGUGCACCAUCUGAGAAUAACAUUAUGCAAUGGAAUGCAGUUAUAUUUGGGCCAGAAGGUACCCCUUUUGAGGAUGGUACUUUUAAACUAAUAAUAGAAUUUUCAGAAGAAUAUCCAAAUAAGCCUCCAACUGUUAGGUUUUUAUCAAAAAUGUUUCAUCCGAAUGUUUAUGCGGAUGGUAGCAUAUGUUUAGACAUCCUUCAGAAUCGCUGGAGUCCAACGUAUGAUGUUUCAUCUAUUUUAACUUCAAUUCAGUCUCUGCUUGAUGAACCUAAUCCAAACAGUCCUGCAAACAGUCAGGCAGCACAACUUUAUCAGGAAAACAAACGUGAAUAUGAGAAAAGAGUUUCAGCUAUUGUUGAGCAAAGCUGGAACGAUUCAUAAUAGAUGACUACUUUGUUAAUCUUCCUCCUCAUAAUCAUUGUGUACAAUUUAACACUCAGUAGAAAGGCUACCAGAAAUUUUAAGUGCCACAAGUUCUAAGGAUUUGCAUACAAACAUGUUUGCAAAAAAAUUAAGCCCUUCAGUUUAGAAACUUUAAAAGCUUGUGUAUCUUGAUUAAUGUACUUUUUAUUGCAUGGUAUGAACUAAGUUAUUGCUACAUAAAUUUGUAAUAUAUCCUGUUUGUAUUUUUUUUCCAAGUGUAUAAUGUUGAUGUGGAGUUUUCAUGAAAGAAUAUACACAUUUUGUAAAUCUGUACUUUUUCAAAUAUUGAAUGCCUUAUUUUUGAAUUCUUUAGAUUUUUAAAUUGGAGAAAAGCACUUAAAGUUUUUAUAUAUAAAUAUUACAUGUAAAACUGUUAAAUACAUAACCUCAGUGCAAGACAUUCUUUUGUUACUUUCUUUUGUAUCUCUUUCAAAGGGCUUAGUUUUAGUGUUGAAUCUUUUUUCUCUUGAUAAAUGCUAAUAUUAUGCACUUUACAAAUAUGAGGAAAACUUUGCUGUGAUGUGUAACUCAUUAAUAGUCUUCAGUGGAGACAUGUCUACCUACACUGGAGCUUAAUUUGGUCCUGAAAGUCUUCUUGCUCAUAUGUGGUAGGGAAGUAUCUGCCCCAUUUUACAAAUGGGGAAACUGAGGCACAGAUAAGUGACUUGUCUAAAGUCACACUGCAAGUCAGUGGCACAGCUGCAAAUAGAACCCAUAUCAUCUGACUCUGUCCUGUGUUUUGGCCCAUAGGCCAUCCUUUUUCUCACUAAUACAAGCUUCAUUAGUAUCACUGUUUCUUACAUGUAUAAGAUGCUUAAUAGCUUGUCACAUGCAGGGAAAGUAUUAAUAACUUAACAGGUCUUUCACAUCUCAUUUUAACACAUAUGAAAUAGGUUUACUAUAACUUGAUCUCUGAUCAUCCAAAAUUGCGUAAUUCCUAAAUAAGAGGUUUUGUGUCUUCCUGUGCAAGUUGAUACAUAAUAGGAUAUUAUUUUUAUUAUUAUAUUUACUCUUCCUUAAAUUGGGAGUAUGGGAUUUUCUAAAUUUGUUAGUCUCUAAGGUGCCACAAGUACUCCUGUUUUUGCGGAUACAGACUAACACGGCUGCUACGCUGAAAUUUGAAUUUUAUCUAAUUGCAAAGCAUUACCUAAAUCUAUCAUGUAUCACAUACUGUUACUGAGAUGUAUUGUUGAUGUUAAUUUUCUAAUUGUAGCCAAACAGUUGGGUUUCUUACCCAUUCCACCUAGAAAACAAACUCCUGCAAGACAGAAUGAUUUCAGAGAACUACAUUUAAAUGUGAUUGUAAAAGUGAUAUUGUCUAACUCCAUGGCUGUUUCUGAGACUUGAGAUCAAAUUCGUUUAGUUUACAAUUAAAGUGAGGUGGGGUUUUAUAACUGCCACUUUAAUAACUUCUCCCUGCAAUCGGAAAGUUAGGUUGGGUCCCUGUAAUAUCACAUCAUCUGUAAUAAAGAUUUUACAGGCCCUAUUUUGUCCCCAGCGAUACACGUACAAUCUCUUAGACUUCAGAUUCCAUCCUCCAUUACCUGUGUACAACCGUGCAAUCUCUACGGGGGUUGUACAGUAUAAGGCAUGACAGUAACUGCAUUUCUAUCUUAGUUAACAAUUUUGCUGAGGAUGUACAAGCCAGCACAAACUUAUUUUUAUCAUUAAACUAAGGACUUGUCUACACAGGGAAGUAAGUGCGAAGUAAUCUAGAGUGUGAAUUUAAAACAUACUAGCUGUUGCCUACCAGCUACCCAUGUGGACACUUAUUGUGCAUUGAAUGCCUGCGAGUAAUUUAGCUUAAUCAACUUCCAAAGUGCAGUAAGCUACGGUGCACAAAGACCUUUUUAGUGUGCAGUAAGAGUGUCUACUGGGGCAGUUAGUGCAGAAUAGCUAGUGUGCACCAGCUGCUAUGGCCUUUUUUCCCAUGUAGACAAGCCCUUGGCAUACAUUGAAAACACACGGGAUACCGACGCAACAAAGGUGCUGAUAUUAAUCACUUUGCCAAACUGCAUUUUAAGGGCUCAUUUGUAAGAUGUACGAAUGAGUAAUAAAAAGGGAGCAAUGUAAAUAUAUGCCAGUGUAUUGCUCAAUACUCCUCUUGAAAAAAACAGACGUUUAAUUUGGCUUCAGUUAGAAACUAAAAGACUAUGAAAUGCUGGCAGGUAAAAGCAAGCUCUGCCUUUAUUUAUACACUGAUGCAGUAAACAGUUGUAUUAUAAUUCAUCGUGGACUAUUUACUGACUUUUACAUGUAUUGAUAUUAGAUUUCAAAACUGAAACAGUAUAUGCCCAACAGAGAAAUGCCAUCUAGUUGAAUAUAGGACCUCACUUUGCUCAGCCAAUUACAGUACAUAAUGAAAAUAA
Messenger RNA from Trachemys scripta elegans, 3069 nucleotides. RefSeq names its product ubiquitin conjugating enzyme E2 B (gene UBE2B). The record is from RefSeq and is a predicted model, not a curated record. Bases 299 to 658 code for a protein of 119 amino acids. Gene Ontology annotation, molecular function: ubiquitin conjugating enzyme activity. Gene Ontology annotation, biological process: proteasome-mediated ubiquitin-dependent protein catabolic process; protein polyubiquitination; DNA repair. Lineage: Eukaryota; Metazoa; Chordata; Testudines; Emydidae. The transcript has 6 exons. Gene Ontology annotation, cellular component: HULC complex.